Messenger RNA from Hypanus sabinus (Atlantic stingray), 3029 nucleotides. RefSeq names its product multiple C2 and transmembrane domain-containing protein 1-like. Gene Ontology annotation, biological process: regulation of neurotransmitter secretion. The record is from RefSeq and is a predicted model, not a curated record. The coding region runs from base 1 to 2667 and encodes 888 amino acids. Gene Ontology annotation, molecular function: calcium ion binding. Gene Ontology annotation, cellular component: synaptic vesicle membrane. The transcript has 22 exons. NCBI's taxonomy places the organism in Eukaryota, Metazoa, Chordata, Chondrichthyes, Myliobatiformes, Dasyatidae.
AUGGACGAGGUCGCCGAGCCCGACGCCAACACCAGGCAGGAAUCCCACUCCCUGCACACUCGCCUUCGAAAACACUUCCAAAAGACCAGACCCUUCCUUAGCCCAAAAACCGCGUCCGAGCAGAAGGGCGAGGGCGAGGGCAAGGGCAAGAAGGAGACAGCGGGGAGAGUGAUUUGGAAAGGCAAGAGGCAAGUGCUGGACCGUGUUUUCUCGUCCUCGCAGCCGAACCUCUGCUGUUCGGGAGCUUCACGGGACCUGCAGGAUUCCCGAGCCGGGGCUAAACUGCUCUCUGAGUCCAAACAGGUGACGCCAGUGAGGCAGAGGGCGAUUUUCGCCAGCGUGUGGUCGGCUGUGACACACCAAAAGCGCCCGGCUCAGGGUGCAGACGAAUGUUCGAAGCGCCCCGAGCCCGCCCGAGAGCAGGAAGCGAGCAGCCUGGCCGGGACUGCGGAAACUGGACAUUUGACCAACCAUCUUAAACCUUCAAUAGAUGCAGGGAAUUUUGCAAUGCCCAGCUGUGGUGAGCCUCUUGAGAACCAAGAACUUGGAUCAAGUAAAAUCGAUCACCUGUUGGCAAGCACAGGGAUGUACCAGUUGAACAUCCUGCUAAAGAGUGGCCAUAACCUGGCAGUACGAGAUCGGGGAGGAACAAGUGAUCCGUAUGUGAAGUUUAAAAUUGCAGGGAAAGAAGUCUUUAGAAGUAAAAUAAUCCAUAAGAACCUCAAUCCAGUUUGGAAUGAAGACAUUUCUCUUCUUAUGGAAAGUAUUGCAGAACCUUUGUACAUUAAGGUGUUUGACUAUGACUUUGGGUUGCAUGAUGACUUUAUGGGUUCAGCCUAUCUGGAUCUAACCAAAUUGGAAUUAAAGAGAGCGACUGAAGUGACGUUAAAUCUGAAAGAUCCGAGCUGUCCUGUUCAAACUCUGGGGAGUCUGUUAAUGUCAGUUACUUUACUGUGCAGAGAAGGUGACCCGAGAGAUGCUAAAAUGUAUUUGAGAAGGAACUGGACAGCUUCCUGCAAGGCGCAGAAUGCACGCCUUCUGGAGGCACAUAAGAAGGAUCAGCUGUGGAGAGGCGUUGUCAGUGUCACUCUCGUCGAAGGAAGAGACUUAAAACCCAUGGAUCCCAAUGGCCUCAGUGACCCAUAUGUGAAGUUCAAAAUGGGCUGUCAGAAAUACAAGAGUAAGACAAUUUUAAAAACUCUGAAUCCCCAAUGGAGAGAACAAUUUGAUUUCCUUCUCGGAAAUGAAAAGGGUGAGAUCAUCAAUAUCACUGUGUGGGACAAAGACUCUUUAAAGAAAGAUGACUUCAUUGGCAGAUGUCAAGUUGAUUUAACAGGCUUAAGUAAGGAACAUACACACAAAUUGGACCUUGCACUCUCAGAAGGAAAAGGUCACAUAAUACUACUGGUUACUCUGACAGCAACUGUUCCUGUCGGUGAUUCUGAUCUCGGCAAAUUGGACAAUGAGGAAGAAUGGAAUAAGAUAAUGACAAGAUAUUCGUGGUUUAGAUCCUUUCACAACCUCAGAGACAUAGGAUUCAUCCAGAUAAAGGUGGUCAAGGCAGAAGGCUUAAUGGUGGCUGAUGUCACAGGGAGCAGUGACCCAUUUUGUGUGAUUGAAUUGAAUAAUGACAGACUGCAGACACAUACUGUCCAUAGGAGUCUCAGCCCUGUAUGGAACAAAGUCUUCACAUUCAACAUUAAAGACAUCCACUCGGUUCUGGAAGUGACAGUUUAUGAUGAAGAUCGGGAUCGCAGAGCGGACUUUCUGGGCAAAGUUGCUAUACCUUUGCUAAAUAUUCAAAGCGGAAAAGAGAAAGCCUACGUCUUGAAAAACAAGAAUCUGACAGGGGCAACAAAGGGGGUCAUCUAUCUUGAAAUGGAUGUGAUUUUUAAUGUUGUAAGAGCAAGUAUCAGAACUAUCACUCCCAAAGAAGAGAAGUACAUUGAAGAGGAACAGAAAAUCUCCAAAGAGCUCCUUCAGCAAAACUACUACCGUGUGAGGCGCUGCAUCAUGGUGCUGGUUACUACUGGCCGCUUCAUCAACAGUUGCUUUGAGUGGGAGUCGACACAGCGGAGUCUCACUGCCUUCCUGGUCUACCUGGUUUUAGUUUGGAACUUUGAACUCUUUAUGAUCCCAUUGAUGCUUCUCAUUCUGCUCUUCUACAACUAUUGGUUAAUUAGAUCAGGAAAGGACAAUACUUUACGCUCAAUGCAAGAGUUAGAAGAGAGCUUGAUAGCAUAUGAGGAGGAUGAAGAGGACGGAGCUGACAAGGAAUCGGAAAGGAAAACUUUGAUGGACAAGUUGUUUGCUAUCCAAGAAGUGUGUAUGGCUGUGCAAAACGGCCUGGAUGAGGCUGCCUGCUUUUAUGAAAGGAUAAAGAAUACCUUCAACUGGACAGUCCCAUUCCUGAGCUGGCUGGCUGUUUUCAUCCUGACUGUUGGCACAAUUGUCCUUUGUUUUGUUCCUCUCAGAUACAUUCUUCUUGUCUGGGGUAUCCACAAAUUCACUAAAAAACUUCGCAAUCCAUAUCUCAUUGAUAACAAUGAACUGCUGGACUUUCUCUCCAGAGUACAUUCUGAUAUACAAAUGGUGCACUUCCAUGAGCUGACGCAAGAAUCUAGUCAUGGCCUGCUGAUUUUUAAGAAGAAAAACAAUUCAGCCUAGUCAAUGUUCCUUAACAACAGAGCUAUGCAUCUGCUUUCAGAAAUCUAUGAUGAAGAGGUUCCCUUUGUUCAUUCACUUAUUUUGAUACUUUUAAAGAAAUAACAUCUGUAAAUGUUGUACAAUAUUGAACUGUAUUUGAAAAUACUUAUUGUAUAAAUCACUUACAUUCAACCUUUUGAAAUUAUGUUCUCAUUGUAUUAAAGCUUUGCAGAAUGUACCUAUUGCCUGGAUCUUUAUAAUAUAUAAAAAGGUGGUAAAUAUUUACAAGACAUCCUGUUGCAAGCAACCAGUCAUUUUAAGUAAUAUUAGUGCAUUACAAGUUUUGACUGUUUACAAGAACAAUGUUAAAGACAAUUCCAAAA